This is a messenger RNA of Rubroshorea leprosula, 608 nucleotides long. Lineage: Eukaryota; Viridiplantae; Streptophyta; Magnoliopsida; Malvales; Dipterocarpaceae. The record is from the annotation of a GenBank genome assembly.
AAACACAAUUUAGCCCUUUCAGUCAUCUUGACUUCUUCGCAUGCAUGCCAAUAAUUAAGAUAUCAGUCAAAUUAUACUUUGCUAAGCACAGUUUAAUUGGUAAUCUGUUUGAAUCAAUGUUAGUUCUUACCUUUACUUGACCCCUCUCCAUGGUCUAUGCUAGUUUCUGAUUUUGCUUUAGAUUGUUGCUGUUCUUGCAUGUUGGCUAAUCUAUGCCAAGGAUCUUUGCCUUGGCCGAGAGUCAGCAAUGAUAGUUUAGCUGAACCAUAUUCUAGCUACCAUCAAAACAAGUAUCCUGAUGUAGACAAUUCAAAGGGCUCUGCCAAAGUUCAACCGGCAUUGACUGCAGAUUUCGAGGACAUGAGCUUCGGGCCAUAUGUAGAAGUAGGAGGUCAGUUCAUGCCAUUAGAGAAUAUGGGGGUGGCUCCUUCCACCCAUGUUUCAGUCCUACAUAUCAAUACUCCUUAGUCUCACCCAUCAUACUGUUAUCACCAGAAUAAAGAAAAUGCAAAGGUGCUUGCCUUGUGUCUUAAGCUUAGCAGGAAAAUAUCUAAACUGUGGGCAGAUGGGUAUCAACCCAGCAGGGAAGCAUGGAAAAUUAUGCUCCA